Nymphaea colorata (pocket water lily) is the source of this 2194-nucleotide messenger RNA. RefSeq lists its product as uncharacterized. Gene Ontology annotation, biological process: mRNA splicing, via spliceosome. The coding region runs from base 398 to 1708 and encodes 436 amino acids. Gene Ontology annotation, cellular component: U2-type spliceosomal complex. The transcript has 3 exons. NCBI's taxonomy places the organism in Eukaryota, Viridiplantae, Streptophyta, Magnoliopsida, Nymphaeales, Nymphaeaceae. The record is from RefSeq and is a predicted model, not a curated record. Gene Ontology annotation, molecular function: RNA binding.
CGUCGUUUCCAAACAACAGAAAUAUCGCCUCGACCGCGGGAACCAACUCUCCGAUCCCCCAAUCCAAACACGAGGCAAUAAAUCCCUUGCUCCUCUCUUCCAUCCCACACCCUUUUCUUCUUCUUCUUCUUCUUUUUUUCUCUCUCGAUAAAUUAGGGUUGCCGUGGGAGCUUCUGGUACUUCCGCUUGUCCUUCUUCUCUGGGGCUAUUUUCUUUCCUACACUUCUUUGGAUUGGGAAGCUUCAUCGAAUAACUAUUGGGAGGCUCAGACGCGAAGGAACCAGAGAGGGGUUGAUCCUCCAAUAAAUUUCGUCGCCGUUGCCGACGGCGUUCGUGCUCCCUUACCGAUUCGGCAUCCGAGACUAGGGGUUUUUCGUAUCUUCGGUGAUAGGCAACGAUGUCUGUAACAGCGGGAGUGAGCGACACGGUUAUAGCGAUCCGGGAUAAACUCCGGGGGAAGAUCGGCCAGACGAAGGUAAAGCGUUAUUGGCCUGGAAGGGCGCCAGAAUGGGCCGACGACGCGGAGGAGGAGGGCGAUAUCCGGACGACCGGAGCAAUCACGCUCGAGAAGGCGUUCCCGCCCCGGGAAGAUGAAGAUAAGGCCAAGGCGAAGGAUGAUGCUCGGCUUCGGCGUCUCGCGGAGAGCCGAAAGGACCGUGAGGAGGCGAUCGCAACGCAUCGCCGGAUUCGUCAGGCUGAGAUCAUCUCGACGCAGGAGGAGGAGAAGAGGGCCCAGGAAGGACUGGAGCAAGAGGAGGAGGAUGAGGACGCACUGGAGGAGCGUCGUCGGCGGAUCCGCGAGAGGUUGCUGCAGCGGCAGAGGGAGGAAGCAGCUGCUGCAGCCGAGGAAGAAUUGGAGGAGGAAGAAGAAGAGGAAGAGGAGGAAGAGGAGUCUGAAUAUGAGACAGAUUCGGAGGAGGAGCAGGCGGGAAUGGCGAUGGUAAAGCCCGUCUUCAUCCCGAAGGCAGAGAGGGACACGAUUGCAGAGCGAGAGCGGCUCGAGGCUGAGGAAAGGGCACUCGAGGAGCUUGCCAAGCGGAGGCUAGGCGAGAGAAAGAUAGAAACAAAGCAGAUAGUAGUGGAGGAGAUCAGGAAGGAGGAGGAAAUCAGGAAGAAUGUAGAGGAAGAGGCCGGAAAUAUUGCCGAUGUUGAUACUGAUGAUGAGGUGAAUGAGGCUGACGAGUAUGAGCAGUGGAAGACGAGGGAGAUUGCAAGAAUCAGGAGAGACCGCGAGGGCCGCGAGGCUUUGCUCAGAGAGAAGGAGGAGGUCGAGAAAGUGAGGAAUAUGACAGAGGAGGAGCGGCGCGAGUGGGAGAGGAAGAACCCGAAGCCUCUUCCUCCGCCGAAACAGAAGUGGAAGUUCAUGCAGAAGUACUACCACAAGGGAGCCUUCUUCCAGUCUGAUGCAGAUGAUCUUACGGGCACUGCUGGAGCACAACAAAUAUACGCGCGUGACUUCUCAGCUCCAACUGGAGAGGACAAGCUCGAUAAGACCAACCUGCCCAAGGUGAUGCAGGUGAAACACUUUGGCCGCAGUGGGAGGACCAAGUGGACCCAUCUUGUUGCAGAGGAUACAACCGAUUGGAACAACCCGUGGAUGGCAAAUGAUCCUCUUCGAGCAAAAUAUAAUGCAAAGAUGGCUGGUAUGAGUGCACCAAUAAGCAAACCGAAAGGAAGCAAGAAAUUGAAGGACUGGGGGUCCCGUUAACGGACAGAUAAGGUGGUUCAAAAGUGGCCACCAUAUGGUUCUGCUUCCUAGUUAGAGCAGCUAUCUCUUGCCCAUCAGGUGUGGUGGUCAUGCUUGUCCACAGUGUCACACUGUAACCGGAGGCUUAUUACUAUUAGCUACAUCACACUUCUGUUCCCCUUGUCCUUGAGCUGUACGGAGCUUCUAGAGGAUAGGUAUUUCCCCUGUAAAUGUAUCUCCAUAACAGAAGCCGGUCCGGCCAAAAGCACCCACUCUUUCAACUCGCUACAGUAGUCUAACUUGAGAUGGAAUAAUAUCCUCCAUAUCUCGUUUCUAAGAAGCCACUUUAGCAUUUCGCCUUGCUCAUUUGACUACUAAGCAGCAGCUGAUGGAUGGUUAGCAAAGUACGAUUGUAUCUUAAGAUGGCAAAGGUCUUUCAGGAUCUGUUCUAUGUCAGCACAUUUAUUAACAAUUUCUUUUAUGACACUUGUGCAAUGUUAACUUUCA